Messenger RNA from Diachasma alloeum, 1851 nucleotides. Its product is annotated as tRNA modification GTPase GTPBP3, mitochondrial. Gene Ontology annotation, cellular component: mitochondrion; cytoplasm. The coding region runs from base 308 to 1819 and encodes 503 amino acids. The record is from RefSeq and is a predicted model, not a curated record. The transcript has 4 exons. Gene Ontology annotation, molecular function: GTP binding; GTPase activity; protein binding. Gene Ontology annotation, biological process: tRNA methylation; tRNA wobble uridine modification. Lineage: Eukaryota; Metazoa; Arthropoda; Insecta; Hymenoptera; Braconidae.
UCAAAAUAACCCCAACAGAAUACCUCAGACAAAAUAAUAAAAUACACAACAAGAAUAAUAGCCUCAUUUUUAUUAAUAAUACAGUACUAGUGUUGCAAUAAAAACCGCCAGAAUUUUUUUUCACGUUUGUUAUGAUUUGUGAGGCAUACGCCAUGAUGAUUUACCUCAGAGAAUAAUCAUCGCAGUAUUCGCCACGAAUAUUUCAUUAUUUUACCACUCAAAAACGCGUUAAUUCUGUUUCAGAGACACGUAACGUGAUGUUAAUGACAUUAACUAUUUCAAAAGAAAAAACUGAGCAGUCAUAAUAAUGUGGAAAUUAAUGUACGAGAGAAUACUGACACGUACGAGUGCACUCACGUCGCAUCCACACGAUACUGGCGGGAUCCUCUUGACUCGAAUGAACGCAACGCUCUCGACCAUCUACGCUCUGUCCUCUGGACAAGGAAAAUGUGGCGUCGCUGUGGUGCGAGUGUCUGGUAGUGCUGCCUUGGAUGCUCUCACAAAAAUGACUAGCUUGAAUAAUCCAGAGCCGAGAAAAGCAUUUCUCAGAAAAAUAUAUGAUCCCGUAACGAGAGACGUCAUUGAUAAGGGAUUAUGUUUAUGGUUUCCAGGUCCCAACUCGUUCACCGGUGAAGACAGCGUUGAGUUCCAGGUUCACGGUGGCUCAGCGAUCCUCCAAGCCAUAAUGUCCGCCCUAGGAAAGCUGAAAUUCCGACCAGCAGAGGCUGGUGAAUUCACGAAGCGUGCGUUUUACAACGGAAAAUUGGAUUUGACUGAGAUCGAAGGUUUAGCAGACCUCAUCCACGCAGAGACUGAGCAGCAGAGGAAGCAGGCACUCCUCCAAGCAGACGGAAACCUCAGUAAACUCUACAACAACUGGAGGGACAUCCUAUCUAAAAUCCUAGCCCACGUUGAGGCGUACAUCGAUUUCAGUGAGGAUGACAAUAUCGAGGACAAUGUCCUCACUAUUUGUAAUGAAAGGAUUAGAGAAUUGGUUGCACCGAUUUCUAAUCAUCUUGCUGAUGGCAGGAAGGGAGAGAUCUUGAGGAUUGGCGUGAGAACGGCUAUUAUAGGUCGGCCGAAUGUCGGCAAGAGUAGUCUCAUGAAUUAUUUGGUCCAAAGAAAUGCUGUCAUCGUGACUCCAAUCGCUGGAACAACGAGAGAUGUUGUGGAGCUGAAUGCCAACAUUUGUGGAUACCCUGUGAUCCUAGCUGACACUGCAGGACUCGCUGAGAGCACUCAAGAUAUCGUUGAGUUGGAGGGAAUCAGGAGGGCUAAAGUCUACGCCAAGAACGCGGAUUUAAUUAUUCUGAUGGUGGAUGCAUCCUCGUUUGUGUCGAGUCGAUUGAGUUUUAGAGAAUAUGUUAAGAAUUAUAUCAGUGAACUGGAGAUGAGUGAGAUUAUUUCGGAGCACGGUGGAUUAUCGAGAAAUUGUGUGGUGGUGGUUAAUAAAACUGAUUUGGUUCAGGAGGAGGUGAAGAGGGAAUUGAGGAGGUUUGAGGCUGUUCCUAUUUCUUGUACCAAUGAGGAGGGGUUCGGGGAGUUUAUGGCAUCGUUGGAGAACAAAUUUCAGACAAUAUGUGGAAACCCGUCUCGAGAGAAUCCGACAAUAAGUCAAGCGAGACACAGAACGCACUUAAAUAAUUGUUUGGAGUAUUUAGAAACGUAUCUGGAGAUGAGUUCUAGAGAGGAGUACGAUAUGGUGAUUGCAGCGCAACAGAUUCGCAAUGCAAUGAGAGAGCUAGGGAAAAUCACUGGACACAUCAGCACAGAAGAGAUUUUAGAUAUUAUUUUUACGAGUUUUUGUAUAGGAAAAUGAGAAAAAUAAAAUAAAGAAUUGUAAAUAUCAAU